Messenger RNA from Monomorium pharaonis (pharaoh ant), 11232 nucleotides. Its product is annotated as protein turtle. Gene Ontology annotation, biological process: dendrite self-avoidance; axon guidance; homophilic cell-cell adhesion. The record is from RefSeq and is a predicted model, not a curated record. The transcript is spliced from 16 exons. Bases 1775 to 5833 code for a protein of 1352 amino acids. NCBI's taxonomy places the organism in Eukaryota, Metazoa, Arthropoda, Insecta, Hymenoptera, Formicidae. Gene Ontology annotation, molecular function: cell-cell adhesion mediator activity. Gene Ontology annotation, cellular component: axon; plasma membrane.
GGGGGUUGUUUAGGUGGGGACGGUGGUGGAGAAGCUAACGCUGUCAUGGCGCCGCGCAGCAUCGCCAGGCAAGCGGUACCUCGGUGUACUCCCUCGCGGCGCGUUACGUGUUCCUCAGGGUUCGUCCGCGAUCGGCGGCGACGAGCGACCUGGUGAAAUUUCGCGUUGUCGCGCUCUCGCGCGGCGAGCCGCUCGUCGCGUCGCGUCCGAAUCGCGAGUGCCUGAGCGUCUUCGCAAGCGCGGUGCUCCACUCCUCUCGCUCGCUCUUCGCAACCCCCGUGGUACCCCCAUGAUACUGACGGUCGCUGACCACCGCUGCGAAGACGCGGUUUCCGAGAAAACGUGAAAAGCGGCUGGUGACUUGCAAUAUAGGGAACGGCGAACCGCCGUUGCGUCACGACGGCAACGUAUUUUUCAUUUGUCACGUAUGGAUAUCACUGUACGUGGUCGCACAAGUGCAAGCAGUUCCGAACAGUAGUGACGCGAGUGACGGCAACGAUCCAUCGGUGAUCAUCGCGGGGGAUCCAUCGUGACCUACGCUUAGCUGUGUCUCGCCCGUGUCGCCAUCGAUCGCGAAGGUCGAGGCUGAAGGUCGCGGAUUCGUCAUCUUCGGGGUUAUCUACGUGCGUUCGUUGAAAUUCAGUGAUCCGACUUUGUCCCGGCGACGUCGGUGUGCGCGCGCUUUCCCACGGAACCACGAGCGCGCCCGGGUAUCGAGAACCCGGCUGUUGGUUCCCAGUGUUGCUGGUGUAUACGUUGAGGUGAAUCGAUGACGGACGAGAAGAGAUCGUGAUAAUCGAGACCUCGAUACGCGAUGCCGCGGUACGACCGAACACGUGACUGAGGCGAAGCAGCCGGCGCUGGAUCUGGUGAGGGGUCCUCGCGAGUUCCGAUCGGGGAAACCGACACAUCGGCGAAGAUAGGCGGGGGUGACCGCCGCGGGAGGAUCGAGCUGGCAGCGGCUGGGUUUCGUCGCGACGUGCUACUAGGAAUAACAAUGUCCUAGCGAAGGCAGGACCGCGUCUUUAGGCCGAUCCCCCUCAUCCUGAUCCACUUCUCUUCCAGAAACCUUCACACAUACACACACAUAGCCCGCCGGUCCUGAUCACCAAUGUACACCCAACCUACCAUCGUCGCGUCCUACACCCGCGCUCGUGCUGCUACAGAUUCGACUGCACACAUGUAAUUGCCCCCGCGUGCGCGCGCGCACACGUACACACGCAUACACACACGCACACAACAUAGAGACAUAUAGAGUUAAACACUCGUGUACAGAGGAGCGUAAGAGAAAAAGAGACUUACACACUUACAGACGCGCCGUUUCGACGCCUUCAGCCCGUGGUUUUUCUGUUCCUUUAUCGUCGAUCUAACGUAUCGUCGCGAUUCACACGCACAGGACGCACACGAACGUGGGGAAACGAACGCGCGAGCGGACACCGAAAGGGCACGUAUCUCAGAGACGGGCGUGCGAGCCUCCCGAAUCCAGCCAAGUCCAAAGUCCUUAAUCCCGUGGGGUGAUCCUGGCCUCGCCCGUACGCGAAGGAACCACACCCCGGCGAGCGAGAGAGCGAGACACCGUGAGGAGACCGGGAGGAGGAAUUCAGGGUCCGGAUUUAACAGGCUCCCGGUGAUGAGAGCGAUACAUUGCGGGGGUUGAAGUGCUUGUCGAGAACGGCGAGGAGGUGGCGAGGUUCGUAAAAAUUGGCAUCGGGGGCGUACGAUCCGGGCAGCGGUAGUGGUGGCGGAGCGGCAGGGGUACUAUGGGAGCGGGGGUAUGGGGGGCGGAGGAGGGCUACAAGCCACGGACCUCCGGCGAAGGCUCGAGUUCCAGUGCACCGGAGGAACUUGUUCGCAGGGUCUGCGGUCCCUAAGGCACGACAGCUACCAUGCUACCGAGGAGAACGCAGCGUGUGACGACUACGAGGACAGGAGGAUUGACCACGAAGCGAUCCUCGCUUCCGGUCAGCCUACCUGCACAGGCUGCCGGCGAUCGUACAGACGCCAGGAGAGCGAAGCGGUUGAGAAAAAGGAGACCCUGAAGCGACGCAUGCCCGAAUCGGAUGAGAUCGGUGCGGUGUACCGGAAGCUGCGGCUUUGCCUGGGCCUUUUCGAGCACGCGAGUAAAAACGAUGAAGCGGAAGAGGACGACGAAGAGAAGAGGCAUCGGUUACGGUGGUGUCGCAGGGGCUUCCGACGAAUCGUGGAAGUGGCGACAAGAGCUCUGCUCCUUGGCAUCGCGCUUCUCGUCACGCCAGGACUCUGUCAGCAGGACGCGGUGCACAUCACGGCUAUCCUUGGGGAGAGCGUUGUCUUCAACUGUCACGUAGAGUUCCCCGGUGAGCACCCAGUGCCCUACGUUCUCCAAUGGGAGAAGAAGGUAGGCGACACGGGGCAGGAGACACCGAUAUACAUAUGGUACGAGUCGUAUCCGACCCACAGUGGCGAGGGAUACGAGGGUCGUGUCUCGAGGGUGGGCGAGAAUUCGCCGUACGGCCAGGCUAGCCUCAAUCUGACGAACAUCCGUGAAAGCGAUCAAGGAUGGUACAAGUGCAAGGUCGUCUUCCUCAACAGGUCGCCCAACAAUCACAAGAACGGUACCUGGUUUCAUCUAGACGUCCACGCGCCACCCAGAUUCAGCGUAACGCCGGAUGAUAUGAUAUAUGUGAAUCUGGGCGAUGCGAUAAUACUCAACUGCCAGGCUGAAGGUACUCCGACGCCAGAGAUCCUUUGGUACAAGGACGCGAAUCCGGUUGAGCCCAACGGCCGGGAUGUUGGGAUAUUCAACGAUGGCACCGAGCUCAGGCUCUCGACCAUCAAGACCGAGGACAUCGGCGAUUAUACCUGCAUCGCCAGGAACGGGGAGGGCCAGAUCAGUCACACAGCGCGCGUCAUCAUCGCCGGUGGAGCCGUUAUUAUGGUGCCGCCGACGAAUCAAACGAAGCUGGAAGGUGAAAAGGUGCAAUUCUCCUGCGAGGCGAAGGCACUUCCGGGUAACGUGACGGUGCGUUGGUUUCGCGAAGGUGCCCCCGUCACGGAGGUCUCGGCCCUGGAUACCAGAGUGUCCAUCAAGAUGGACGGUAGCCUGGUUAUCAACCCCGUCAGCGCCGAUGACUCCGGUCAAUAUCUGUGCGAGGUUACUAAUGGCAUCGGUGAUCCUCAGACUGCUAGCGCCUAUCUGAACGUCGAGUACCCGGCAAAGGUCACGUUUACUCCCACUGUCCAGUACCUGCCAUUCCGUCUGGCCGGUGUGGUCCAGUGUUACAUAAAAGCCAACCCGCCCCUGCAAUACGUGACCUGGACCAAGGAUAAACGCCUACUCGAGCCUUAUCAGACGAAGGACAUUGUUAUCAUGAACAACGGCUCCCUGCUCUUUACACGGGUCAAUGAAAAUCACCAAGGCAGAUAUACCUGCACGCCUUAUAACGCCCAGGGCACGCAGGGCAGUUCGGGUCCGAUGGAGGUCCUCGUGCGAAACCCGCCUGUCUUCACCCUCGAGCCGGAACCAGUGUACACGAAGAAGGUCGGCGAGACGGUCGAGAUGCACUGCGACGCUCAAGAGGCCGACGGAACGCAGAAACCAACGAUACAAUGGCAUCGGAGGGAUGGCGGACCUAUUCAACGCAGUCGUGCGAAGACCGUCGGUGGCAAUCUAACCAUAGAGAGCCUUCGACGUGCGGAUUUCGGGUUUUAUCAAUGCGUCGCCUCUAACGAAGUCGCCACAAUUUCAUCCUCGACGCAAUUGAUUGUCGAGGGUACGCAACCCCAUGCACCUUACAACGUGUCAGGCACUGCCACGCAAUUCGCGGUAACGCUAAUUUGGUUACCAGGCUAUUCCGGUGGUCCUGAUUACAAGCAAGAUUAUACUAUCUGGUAUAGGGAAUCUGGAACUUCGGAAUGGAAGACAAUCCCCGUGACUCCAUCGGGCAGCACAACGGUGACGAUCAACAAUCUCACGCCUAGCACUCUCUACGAAUUUCAAGUAAUCGGGAAAAACGCCCUGGGCGAGGGAAUGCUGAGCAAAGUCAUCACAGUCAGGACGCUCGACAUCCUUGAUUACAAUAAUCUCGUAUUACCGACUGAUUCCACAGGAAAUCCCGUGUUUCCGCCAAUUGUACGACCGAAAGGACCAAAGCCAGGCACUCCCCGGAACCUCACGGUGACGGAAAUCAGCAACGGUUUUCUGAUAACCUGGCAACCUCCUGUGGAGAAAGCCCAUCUUAUCCAAUACUAUACUAUCAAGUACAAGACGGACGGACCUUGGAAAACGCUCAACAAGGGCCAAAUACGACCCGAGGAGACCAGUUAUUUAGUGAAGAACCUGGUCGGUGGUAGGACCUACUAUUUCCAAGUGUUCGCCAACUCAGCCACAAAUUACGGCGCGAGCGACCAGGUGAAGUUUGCCGUGCCGGCUCGUGUUAAGCACAAAGCGAUCACCGCAGGCGUCGUGGGCGGCAUCCUCUUCUUCCUUGUCGCCAUCAUCCUCAGCAUAUGCGCGGUGAAGAUAUGCAAUAAACGGAAGAGACGAAAACAGGAGAAAGAACUGCUUUCAGCGUAUAAUAUGGUGGCCUGCCGGCUCACCGACGCCAGAAACGGCGCAGGGCAGGGGCCCCAGGGAACAGUGCCUUUGAAAAAACCUAGAAAAAGCCGAGUACCAGGUUUAAGUCUCCUGAAGGAGAUCCUGAGCCCAGAUACCCCGGACUCGUGCCGCUGUCGUCCGCUAGGCAAGAUCUCCCGAGCGGCCGACGGUCGCUUCGUCGUGGCGGACUCGGUCCUCAGCUCGGCCAACAAUAGCAUCCUGGACGUCUCCAGCAGCGACGACGGUGGUUUCUUGCCGAAGCAGCGGCUCAAGUCUUCGUGGCGACGACCGCUGGUUGGCACUAGUCAGCUCAGCCUGAGAUCUGACGGCAGCGGCGUGUCCAUAGUUCCCUUGCCAUCGGGCUACCAUCACCAUCAUGGUGUUGUUAAUCCUUUAGCAAGGAUACCGGCCGCGAACGUUUGCACGAUCACAUCACCCAGGUUCCUGGCGAGUUCACCGAGUGGGGCUCAGGUUCCCUGGACACCUUUGUACUUCAGCGAUCUCAGCUCCGUCAAGCAACCAUCCUCCGGCGAACGUUCCUUCCCUACGCCGCCAGGCUACCUCCAGCUUCGCAGCGUGCAUCAGCGAUAUAGUCAGGAAUUACCAUCACUCAAGGCGAUCCAUGCCGAGUCGAGGCGGUUCGUGCCAGUGCAGCCAUUGGCGACGUCUUCGCCGCCACAGCCGGCCGGGCGACCAAGGGCGAGGUUGCCGCCAAGACACGCCAGACACGCCAGAUCGGCACCGGAACUCGCUGCCUCACCCGACCUGGAGACCUCGCCCGAGAGCAGAUCAAGCAGUUCGGGGUUUGGCAGCAAGAAUACCUCACAGCAGAACCAGAGCUCAAGAAGCGGUAGCACGGUCGCUGAAUGGAGGCCGCCGCCAUACAGGCCACCACCGCCGCCAUUGGUAGGCCGCUGGCUCGAACUUCAGGAUCAGGCCAAGGUGGGACACACGCACAUACAAAAUGCCGUGGACGCUGGCAGCGUUGACGGUCACUACGAGUUCGAUCCGGUGUCGUGCACACCGACACCUACGUCGGCCUCGACGCCUACGCGGGAGGAGAGACCACCGAUGCAUCAGAUUCAUAUGACCCACGUCCCCCACAUCCAUCAAGUGCACACGGUACAUCAGAAGGCGCCGAGGUAUAGCAGAGAGAACAUAGAGGCCCGAGUACAAGCGAUGAAGGCAGAAUUUCAUCAGUUUCGGCAAAGACAAGCGAGAAGACGACAGAGCGCGCACUUGGAAAGCGCGUGUUGAAGAAGAUUGAAAGGAACUUGAAGGAAAUCUUAUUGAUAAACCAAUGCGAUUCAAAGCAGCUGCAUCGCAAGAUCUUAUGAUCGAAUUGAAACCAAUGGUUGCAGGGUUAAACACAUAAUGCGAGAGACGAAAGUAAUUCCUAAAAGAACUAAGAGAAAUCUCGGACAAAGCUAGAUAUCGCUCGUGAUUAGAUUUUUGGUACUGGCUUUUGACUACCGUAGAAGAUCGCGUGUUUCGACACAGCGACGACAACGUGAUCAUCACCGAAGACCAACUACCGCAGCACAACGAGGAUCAUCAUCUCACGUGAUUCCGCAUUUAGAGGAGUUUAAGUCAAUUCUAGUAGCUGGACAUCCAUCUACAAAAGAAGGCUGUUAUAAGUAUCAGCUCAGGAUACAUAAGUUUCGCACGACCACGAGACGGGAGCGACGUAGUAGAACCGUACAUUAAGACGAUAAUCUUUCGGAGUUUCGCCCGUUUUAUUGAUUAAGAGGACCGUCGAGUAUCCUACGGGGGAAACGAUCUCGAUAUCAUUUACUCGGGGGGGGGGGGGGGGGAUGAACCCAGUGACACCGAUCGCGCUGGGAUGCUAAUAGAAACGAAGUGCGUAAACGAAAAACGUUCGAAUCCGAUUAUUAUUGGUCAUAUCCCGCGUACACCAACCACGCCUAUGUCCGGUUUAGAGGACCGUGAUUUUUAACGUUACUAUAUAUAAUAAUGUAGAAGAACAUACGGAAGAAUUCACGGGGGAUGAACACGGGGAGGACGAUCUUUUUUUAAAACUCAGUGGAACUGUCCUUAGAGCUAGAAAGUGCGCAGAUGCAAAAGAAACAUUUCCGAUUGACUCAAUAGGAUGCUAAUACAGCGGGAUCGUUCAGUAUCGCGAUUGCGAUGAAAGACGGUUGAAAAGAAAGAUAGGAAAGCAAAAGAAUGAAAUAGUUACGUCGGCAUGAUACUCCAAAGAAACUGUACCACUGUACAUGAUCCGCGUAUACCUUUUAAAUAUAAGAUUAAAAUUAAUCGUACGCUGUAAGUAAUAAUUAAAAACGAAAGAUAAACAAAAAAAUAAGAUAAUCGAAGAAUUAACACACACUCACAUGUGGACAUAUACAUAUGUACACAUACAUACACGGACAGACAAACAGACACAAGUAAUUAUAUCGAAGAGCAAUGGACUCGAAACGUGAUAUUAGGCCGAAGCUUGCCUCGAGAUUGCUUAAGGACUCACUCGUACUGCACUGCCUGUUUAGGGUUUCGCUAGCGACCCAACAUAUUAUCGGCACAAUAAUUUUUCUUAAGCAACGUAAAAACGAGAAUAAGAAUAACGUUCUUCGAAUCUACGCGCGUUUGGCCAAUAUAAUACGGCGAUUGAGUGCGCACGUUUAUCACGCGUUGGUGACACGCGGGUUUACUGCCUAUCGGCACUCCGGAGUCCAUCGGUCAUCCUUCUCGAAUUAGAUUAGCGACGCGAGCACGCGUAUCAACAUUCUACGAACGACAUUGCUCGGACUCUUAAAAAAUAAGAAUAAUGAAAAUCAUUAGAGGAAAAAAAAAAUCUUUCAACUGCCAAUGAAGAUGGGGUCCGAUGAUGCGUUUGACUCAUUUCGUAUGAAGCGUUGAUUAAAUAAAACUAGAGAGUAAUUAAGUGGAGAAGGAUGACCGAUAGAGACGGCCAUCAUUGCCGGAAGGGAGGUGCACGCGCGCACACACACGUCGACCUAGCCGAAAUUCGUGUAUAAUUAAAGAGACGAAGGGGUUAAAAACACAGAACACACACACACGCACACACGACAGACAUACAUAAAUGUAUACAGGCGACACAAAACACGCAACACAGAAACAGACGCACACAUAAUACAAGAGAGGCGUUCUUCGAGACCCACCUAAUUCUCACCAAACGCAUCGGAUCAUCUUGAAUCACGUGAGAUUGGGGGCCGGCGAUUGCCGAUCGCGGGGGGUGGGGUUCUCGGGCGAAACUACGGGCUAAUCAGUGUCGAGCUGCGCGACCUAACGCGUACCCCUGGGGGGGCGAGGGGGUGAACCAGCGGCGCGCUCGUUUCUCCUUACCCUUUUUUUCUAAUUUUCUCUAUACAUGCGACCGUGAAGAUGCCCCCACGAGAUCGGCCCGGCCCGCGACUCCCGGCGUUUUACUUUCUUUAUAGUACAAACACUUAUUUAUACAUACGUACGUAUUAUACAUAUUUAUUAUAAAUAUUAGCAAGGGCCCUACUCACGAUUCAACUAUACUUCGACAAACCGUAACGGCGAGGGAAAGAAGAAGAUGAUGAGUAAUGUGGACGCCACCGAAGCGCUCUGUACAAUUUUGUUAAAAUGUGCAUGCAUGGCGGGCUUGCAAAGCCGGAUUCGGACCGAACAAACAAGCGCGAGCAAACGCGAAUGAACAGUUUGCUUCAAUCAGCGUGAAUCGUGCCGUUAUUAAUGUUCGCGAUAUCAUUCGCAACUUACCAAAGUUGUUCAUUCAUGUUUGAUCUCGAUCUGGAUCCGGCUUGACGUGCGAGAAAAAGUGAACGUGCGAGAAUGGCGUGGACGAAUGAAUGGAAUGCUGACGAAAGUAGACUAAAGCCAGAUCUAGACCGAACAAAUAAGUGCGAACAAGCACCGAUAAAUAAUUAAUUCUAUUGACUGCAAAACACGGCAUCGCAAAUGCUGACAGCGCCAUUUGCACUCGUGGAAACGAAUUAUUCAUUUUUUUUUUGCAUUUGUUCGUGCUUAUUUGCUGGAUCCGAAUAUGGUUUUAUGCGUGAGCAAAUGUUGUUAAGAUAAAACAGAGAGCAUAAUGUAACAUACACAAUGCAAAGAACAAAAUAAAUUUAAAAAAGGAAUAUGAUAAAAGUUAAGAAAUAACGGAGGUGACACGAAAGAGUACCAAUAUUCUAAAGUAAUUCUAAUAGUUGAAUUAAUAAUUUGAUAAUUAAUUGAUAUUGUAAAUCGUAAACGACGUAGCGUAUAGCGUAUUAAUCAACGAGAGCGACGAACGCGGCGAAUAUUCACUAAUUAAUCAUUAUAUCCGCGCGGAAGUAUUGCGAUAUGAGUCUAUAAACAUGGAAAGACGGGGGAGGAGGUGCUAAAGAACUCGCGCCGGCAGAAUGGUACCAAUUUUUAUCGUCAAUCGCGUAAAAUUGUUAAUAUGUUACUAGCGAUAAACGUAUCGGAUGUAUGAGAUGUAUGUAAUGUUGGGGAUGUAAGAGAACAGAUCUCCGUCGACUUAACGUUCACCGUAGACGUUGGGGAAACGUUUUUGAUAACGUGAUUAUAAUACACGCUUCGUAAUUAUACAUUAUACACGAGAGACACCCUCUCCCCCUUCUGGAUGGAUGCAGCAAAAGGAAAAAUCAUGCACGCGAGAGAAGGUGAUACAACCACUGACUUGUAGAUGUAUAAGUAACGUGUAGAUAUAUCAUAGUUAGAUACAACGAUCUCAAGAGGUCACACAGUAUGAACGCGAUAAUGUGCGAGAAUGAAAGAGACAGGAAGAAAGAAAGAGGAAGAGAGAGUAUGAGAAUGAAAGAAAAUGUAUGAGAGAGGGAGAGAGAGAGAGAGAGAGAGAAAGAGAGAAAGAGAGAAAUGGGAGAAAAAAAGUAAUGAAAAACUAAAAGUGAAAAUCUUAAACGAUCCUCCGUGUCAAACUCGAGUCUCUCGUGCAGUGCAAAAAAUUCAUACAAUAAAAUGAAUAUCUUUGAAAUGUAUCCGAAAUACGAGGGAGAUCGUGAGGUUGUGAGAGAAAGCAUUGUGGAUGUGCCUAUGUAUUUGUUUGUGUGUGAAUGAAAGAGAGAAAGAAAGAACAGAAAAAUAAGAGAAAUGAUGAUUUCGCUUGAAACGGCAUUUAUGGAUAAUAUGGUUGAAUCGUGAAUUCGUUUGUAAAAUUUUUAUCACCCGUCACGACGGUUUCGUUCCAAGUUUCUUCUUCGCGAUUCGUGUAUAUUUACGUUUGUCAUCGUCAUCGCGCAUCUUUUGCGUUUACGAUAUUCAUUGUAUCUUCGCCGCGCUAUUGCACACGUAGCUCGCGCGUAACUGCGAGCGACCGCCGUGAUUCGUGGAUUAAUUAAGCGUUUCAUUCGUUAUGUACCUGAAAGCCAGUCGCGGAUACGCUCAUUGCCCGAAAUCGCUUGAGUGAAAUUCGAAAUAAGCCCUCGAAGCAGAACGUUCGCGAUUUUGAAGGGUCAUAUUUUUUGACAUCGCAGAUCAUGUGUAGCUUCACUCGUCACAUGAUCGAAAACAUGCUUAUUUUGCUUACUAAUGAAUUCGUGUACAAAUUGUAGAUAGACUAUACAUAUAUUGCGUAAAUACAUAAAUCAUGCGUGAAAAUUGUAGCUAUUAUAUAAUAUUUAUGAAAGACGCACACGAUAAUCCAUGAUAUAAUCGCAUAUUCAUGAUAUUAUCAAAUUAAAAUUUAUUAUAGAUGACGAAAUUAAGUCCUUUCAAGUUAGAUCACGAACGUGAUUUCCCGCGAAACCUUGAAAAUAUUCACACAUUUGCAUUCAAAUUGACGUAUUUAAAUUGCAAAGAAACGCAACGAUGCUGCUUCGAGGUACAGCGUUCGAACAAUGCGUGAAAGAUGAUAAUUUGACCUGAAACAUAUGCUAGUGUCAUACUAUUCGAGAUACCAUAUUGGUUGAAUGAUAUACUCUUCGAUCGACACGGAAAAAACACGUUCAAAUCGAAUUCAAUGGCUCUCGGGUACUACUCGGGUUCAGCUUGGAUCUGCGAUCAUUCAUAUGCGCUUCGGCUUAUUUGAGAUCUUGUAUAACAUGAUAUUUUCUUGCAACAUAAUGUUAUCAAAUGUUUUUCUUUCGCAAUUGAAAGCAGAUCUAUAUGCGCUCUCAUGAAACUUGGUGAAGAUCGUCGCGGUUCCAAGCAUAGCUCUCACUUCGAGUGCUCUCGUAUCAUCGUACAUCGGCGCAAUUGCUACUGCAAUGAUAUUUGUUGCGCCAAAUUGAAUUCGAGGAAAGAAGACACAGAGCAAAGAUUUUUAUUCUUUUUUAUUAUUCUCUCAUUUGACUACUAAUUUGUUUCUUGUUGAGUCAUUGGAAUGUACUUUCACACUUGUAAUCGUUAGCCUUCUCACACUACCGACAUCGAAUUACUUCUACACACGUAUGUAACGUUCUUCUGUAUCGUCUGUAUGUUCACUUCCGCUUAUUCUCGAUUGUAAUCCGCCGUCGGACUCGUAUACGGUGCGUUGAACCGUUUCGUUGUCACUUUCGCGAAUGCUCGUUGUUCACUUCCAUAUCCAGUUUGAUUGAUUGAUCUAUGCUUUCUCGCGAACCCCCCACGAGAACUCCAAGACGUACUAACUUAGGACAAAUUGUAGACAAUUUAUUAUUAAAUAAAAUGAAAAAUAAAUCGACAUUUGAAACGAAAUGGGCAACGUUCUCAAG